AUGGACUAUGAGACUGCCGAUGGCUCACAGUUCUCUUUGCGUGAGAUCUGGUCAGAAGAUGAAGGCAAUCCCGAAUUUCGAGGCACGCACAUUACUGCAUUCGUUGACGGCAAUGCGUACGCGGGCAGAUCUUCAGAGCGAGCUGGUGAGAUGGAUGAUGCGGACGUGCUCCAAUACUUGGACCCAGUCCCCACCGAGAACAUAUUCCCAUUGAUGCCUAAUGACUUUACCGUUGCUCCAGCUUUCGAUGCCUCGAAGCAUUAUCUCAAGGCACCUCAGUUCACGUACGAUGACCGACUUCCGGGCAAUACGUUUGUGGCAGAUUGCUUUUUGCAUGAAGCUGCCGUGCUUGAGCGGCUGAUGAAGCAUCCGCACCCCAGCAUCGUCACGUAUUUCGGGUGUGUGGUCAGAAACAAACGCAUCACUCAUCUAACCCUGAAGCGGUAUCCUCGUACUCUGACCGAGCUCAAAGAUGGGGACUUGCCCGAUACUGAACGGCAGCUUUUGCGCGACAACAUCGAGGAUGGGAUUAGACAUCUUCAUUCCCUCGGCUUGGCGCAUAACGAUCUCAACCCCGACAAUGUCUGCAUCGAUCAGGAUGGCCGGCCAGUCAUUGUUGACUUCGACUCAUGCUUGCCUUUUGGCGAACCACUGAUGAAGGGAGUUCCGCACCUAGCAAGCGACAAUGUAUCACUCUCAGAUGCGAAACAUGACUUGGAGGGACUCCGUAACAUCGAGUGUUUCCUACAUCUUGCCCCACAAGUCGCAGACCAGCCAGGGCGCCUCCCAAGAUGA
This is a messenger RNA of Pseudocercospora fijiensis CIRAD86, 795 nucleotides long. It is a transcript of the gene PDK1, whose product is annotated as 3-phosphoinositide-dependent protein kinase. Gene Ontology annotation, biological process: intrinsic apoptotic signaling pathway in response to endoplasmic reticulum stress; protein phosphorylation; IRE1-mediated unfolded protein response. The transcript is spliced from 2 exons. Gene Ontology annotation, cellular component: IRE1-TRAF2-ASK1 complex. The coding region runs from base 1 to 795 and encodes 264 amino acids. Gene Ontology annotation, molecular function: RNA endonuclease activity; ATP binding; protein serine/threonine kinase activity. The record is from RefSeq and is a predicted model, not a curated record. Lineage: Eukaryota; Fungi; Ascomycota; Dothideomycetes; Mycosphaerellales; Mycosphaerellaceae.